Molecule: messenger RNA, 3647 nt
Organism: Dreissena polymorpha
Lineage: Eukaryota; Metazoa; Mollusca; Bivalvia; Myida; Dreissenidae
Exons: 3
Coding region: 132-1535 (467 amino acids)
Source: RefSeq, a predicted model, not a curated record
CUCAAACAGGCGUUUGUCACUUUACGUUUAACAAUUGACAUACACUCUGCAAAAGAAUGUAAGGAUUUUCGAUCGCACUGGAUUCACAGCUUUCCUAACGCAGUUGAUCAAUUAUUUCGCUACAAAAUCAGAUGGCGGAAGGGGCUGUUCGACAUUACACGGAAUGGACUCCAAGGCUAAUCAGGCGAUCAAGGUAUGCGUAUGAAGAUGAAUCCCGGGAAACAAGCAACAUUAUGAAUAUCCUGGGGUAUGGACCCGAGAUCAGACAGAAACGCCGAGAACAUUACAUAGAGAGUGAUAGGCUGGAUAAUACACACGAAGAGGACUUUUUGUGUACGAGCAUCACUGCGGGGAGCAAAGCGGAGGGACUGACCCGUUUAUUCGAGAGCGAUACUGACACAAUACAUGUGUUACCAUAUGUUGUGUGUAUGGAAAACUGUUUUGACCAAAGCAAUAUCCCUUGUCACUUCACUAUAUUAGAAAUGAAUUUCCAAAACACUAGUGCGGGAUAUUGUAGAGUACUACUUGGGAGACUUGCUCCUAGAAGCGCGUCUGCUAUUUCCGAUUCCUUAUGUGAAAAUGAAUGUGGCCACUCUAUUUUAAGCAGUGCACUAUAUGUAGAAUAUUUCAGACACGUACGGCAUGCAUCCGGUACGGUCCACCACCAUCCACGUGCUGGUCCAUCGUUGCCAUGGUCUAAUGGUCCUUUUAAAAAUGAUAGUGUAUACGCCAUUCGCUGUAACUGUCCAAACAUGUUGAAGACAUGGGCCAAUCGAACUCGUCACUGGUCACCAUCAGAUAUUGUAGAGAAAGUGGUUGCGAUAGGAGCUUUUGUUACUCCGAUCGGGUCCAAAGGCAGCGAACACAACCAUGUGGAAUGGAGGAUAUGUUUUAAUACUGGAGAGACGGAACUUGUAAAUAAUCUUAAUGACACUCAGAUCAAAUUAUAUGUUUUGCUUAAAAUGAUCGCUAAGGAUAUACUGAAACCGCAGAAAAAAGAAAUCACAUCGUACACAAUGAAGAAUAUCGUAUUAUGGCUAGCGGAGAACAACCAAUCCUCUUUUUUCCAUUCCGGAAGUUUGUUUCAUUGGCUUCGUGAGGGACUGAAUAACUUACGAACCUCUUUGUCCACUAAGCAACUGCCUUACUAUAUGAUACCUGAACGAAAUCUGUUGGCGGAAUCUGAACUGAACACUGAUCAGCAGCAACUGUGGGUGAGAACUAUAGCGGACAUGAUGGAGGAAGGGCCGAGAAUGUUACUUAGGUUGAACAAAUUCCGACAGGCAAUUAUCGGGUACCCGGAACCACUUCUGUGGUACAGCAAGAUGAGGGUUGAAAUGGAGAUCUGGGCGUUGGAGUUUAACAAAAGACUGCUUCAAUGCGGGGCCACGAACUCCAUGGUUAUUGAGACUGAUACUAUCCUGCUGACAUGCAAUAAACGUAGAUAUGAGAUCGCUUGUGAGGUCGUGCGGCGUAUGGGUCUGGAGGGCAGUUCAGUUUAUAAUGUAAAUGUAGAGAAGAUGAUGCUAAGCUAAGGACGUAUUUAAAAUGUAUCGAUUACACAUUUUAACAUGUACACAUAUUUUGUGUGUGAACACACUGACAAAGUUUUAAGCAACAUCAGCAGUAGGGAAUUUUAAUUAAUUAUAUUUUUAGAAAGUUUCUACAAGUACAGUCAAGUCCCUCGCCUUUUUAGAUCAGCGUUUGCUGAUAAUGAUUAAUUUUUGUAACGACGUUUUUGUAUGAUUCGAGGAGAAAGAUUUCGACUGCUUAACUUAGGUUUAAUAUUUGAUAUGUUAAGCACGUUUACAUGAAUAAGUAAUACCAUCAGGUCUACCAUUUUCAAAUUUUGGUCCCGUUUAACCAUUUAAUAGUUUAUUUUUUACAUGUAUUAAUAAUAAUUUUUUUCAGUUUGAAAUUAGCAAUAUAAACCCAACGUGAAAAGGUUAUCUGAUAUAUGCACGCAUACUGAUUGCUAUUCUAGAAUUUUAUGAAUGCUGUUACAAAUAUUAUUUUUUUCGGAUGUUAUAUUUACAAAGUUUGUAUCAUUCCUAAUAAAUAUUGUUUUCCUAAGAAUGGCAACGUUAAUGACACGUUAAGGACCCGAACAAAAGCUGUAAAUCCGUAGGUUAUUCAAUAAAACUUAUAUAACUUUGAUAAAACAAGGAAAUAAAGGAUCCCGAUUACCCCAAAGUACUUCACCCGUGUCAUAGUACACAUAAAAGUGGCUUAUAGAGCGGGAAGACAUUUGUUAUAAGAUUUAACUGGUGAUGUAGUGUUUGGACACACUUGACUCAAAGUUAGCAAAGAUUAAACAAGAUAAAAAUAACCAAAAAUCAAAUAAUUAUCCUGACCAUGUUUCAUCACUAGUAAUAAAUUUAAAAAAACCUUAUAUUCAUCAAUAAUGAAUCAAAAAUGUUGCUUUUAGAGUGGUAAUAACGAUUUAAAUACGAUUUUAUUUGGUGAUUUAGACUUUAAGUGCAUGUGAUUUUAUAUAGAAAUUCUUAAGAUGAACAUUCGGAGUUUUGCCCAGAUUGAGUCACAAAUGUGGCUUAUAGUUUGGUUAAAACAUUUGUUCGAGGAAAUUUAGAUGGUAACCUAUUUUUGUAAGCACCUGAACCGAAACUAAUUGUCAAAAUGAACAGUCUGACCAAGUUUCAUCGAGAUCGGAUGAAACAGUUGACACCUUAAAUUGUUUAGUUUUCACGGACGCCAGGUAUUGACGGACCACUAUUGUCAUGAUUUAUAAAUUGAAGAUUGUUGUGCUCAAAAGAGCUACAAUGUAGGAAUAUCAAUAAUAAUCGAAUAAUUGAGUUCAAUGAAAUGCGGACUAAGAGCCCGUUUCAUAAACAAUUCUUAAGUUUUUCGUAAGAAUUUUGCUAUUUUUACGUACGAACGUAAUUACGACUAUUAGUACGAACGUUUCAUAAACACGUUCGCAAACUUACGAAUUCUAAGGAAUUUUACGCACGUUAAACCAGUCUAGGUUCUUCAAUUGAAGGUUUGAAAAGACGUUAUACUAUAAUUUGGCGCCAUCUGUCCGAUUAAUUCUACGAAAGCCAAUAAAGCCUAAUGAUUAAGCAUUUAUUGAAUUUUCCUUUUUUAAGUAAAUGUGAAGGUGUAAGAAGAUAUCCUGUCAAAUGAGGUCGACGUCAUUUGACAACAAACGUGUUUUUGCUAGACGUUGACUGCGCUCGAUAUAAAAAAUUGAAAUAAGUGAACAAAAACAUAUGUAAAACUUGUUUUCUUGGUAACUAUUUCAGGCGAAAAAAGCGCUGACCUCUCGCAAAUUUAUCGUAAAAUAUAAACAACGAGUUUUUAAAGUUCGUAGAGUGUAACCAUUGCUUCUUUGUUGAUAAAAUUGGGGCUAAAAUGGCGUAGAGUAAAAUGCUGAAAUUUACUGUCAAUGCUGGAUAUAUUUACCCGUAUUAACAACGACGCAUACUUAUAUUGAUAGAGAUGGAGAAUGUCUUCGAAAUGAAAAUGGAACACCACGUCACGUAAGAUUAUGAAUCUACAUGACACCAUGAUACAAUCGCAUUUGUAGACAUUUACAUCUUAUGUUUCGUUAUGGAAGGUAAAUACAUAUUAAAAAUGGAAUUCUAUGACAUUUUAGUUGUAAUACUUACUUUGUGUAUAUGUCAGAU